Esox lucius (northern pike) is the source of this 1541-nucleotide messenger RNA. RefSeq names its product tissue factor pathway inhibitor 2 (gene tfpi2). Lineage: Eukaryota; Metazoa; Chordata; Actinopteri; Esociformes; Esocidae. Gene Ontology annotation, biological process: negative regulation of peptidase activity. The transcript is spliced from 5 exons. Gene Ontology annotation, cellular component: extracellular region. The coding region runs from base 187 to 897 and encodes 236 amino acids. Gene Ontology annotation, molecular function: serine-type endopeptidase inhibitor activity. The record is from RefSeq and is a predicted model, not a curated record.
UGUUCAUCAUCAGGCUACAUCCGACCGAUGCUUUCUACUGAAAAGAAAAUAACUGAACAAUGAAUCAUCUUAGCCCGCCUUUUGAGUCCCAUGGGAAAACUUUUUUCAUACAAGAGUAUAAAUAGCUGCACUUUUCGAUAGUGUAGUUACAGGUCUUAGGAGUGAUCAACUUUCUAAUCUGCAGCAAUGGAGUUAGGCUUACUGAUUUCUGUCAUCCUUUCGUGCUCGCUUAGUUGCGUUUUUGCGUUGUUACCGAAAGAAGAGGUGUGUCUUCUUCAAGUAGACGAGGGAUCAUGCAGAGGAAAUAUUCAGCGUUACUACUAUAAUACUGUCACUCAGCAGUGCGAGGAGUUCAGCUAUGGAGGUUGCCAAGGAAAUGCAAAUAACUUCAUGAGUUUUGAAGCUUGUCAGAAAACAUGUUUCAGAAUACCAAAGAUCCCCCAGAUCUGCAGGUUCCCGAGAGAUGUGGGUCCCUGCCGGGGCAGCUUCCAGAAGUAUUUCUUCAACAUGACAACAAUGCAGUGUGAGCUGUUCUCAUAUGGAGGCUGCAAAGGCAACGAGAACCGCUUUGACAACCAAGCGUCUUGCAUGGAGUACUGCAGACCACAAAAAACUCUCCCUGUGCUCUGUUCGGACCACCUGGAUAAAGGAGGGUGCUCUGCCUCCAUACCGCGCUACUACUACAACGCGUCUUCCAAGAUGUGCGAGCAGUUCAUCUACUCGGGCUGUGGUGGAAGCAGCAACAACUUCGUGUCCCGACAAAGCUGCAUGGACGUCUGCGCAAAAGCUGGCAAACUAUGGAAAACCAAAAACCCAGUGACAAAAACAGCCAUGAUGAAAAUACCUAAGAAACGCAGUAGAAGUAAGCUCAUCAACACUAAACUGUCAGCAGUUUGAUGGACGUAUUUUUAAUCAAAGGGGCACAUUAAUUGACUGUACAUGAACAGUCAUUGACAUUUGUAUUGUAAUUUGUGUUUGUUUUACUUCAUCAGAACUGAUUAGACACAAUGCUUGAGCUGCCUUUUCUGUAGAUGUUAACCGUAAUGCAUAUUUGAAAAGAGCUAAAUGUGAAUUAACCCCACCAGUAUUAUAAUUUCUCAGAUUUCUCAAAACAUUAUGUACAAUAAACAAUAUGCACAAUGGCAACUAUCGUACAUUUUAUGUAUUUAUAUUUAAAUACUAUAUCAUGUAUUUUGAUCUGGGCUGCUUGCAGUAGAAGCAAAUCAUAUGGCAGUCAGUGGAGAACAGCGAAAGAAAUAUUUUAAACUUUAUAAUGUUUAUUACUGUACUUUUUCUACAAUUUCAUGUUGUUUAUUGUGUAUGGCUGCUUAUUGUGUUUUUACUGUGGAUUACUGUUGCACUGAGUAUAUUGUCUGGAAAUAUUAGGAAAAGAAUGUUCUGUCUUGUUAUUUUCUGUUUAUACAUUGUCAGUUUGUCCAAAAAAACCUUUGGUUGGCUUUAUGUGACGUUUUUACACUGACAUAUUUUGUAUUCAAUAAAAAACCUAUGACUGUACAGUACUCAGUCAUUUUAUAAAACAA